UGUAAAAACAGGCUUUAAUUCCUGCACAGAUCGUCCAACAAGGAUGUGAGUGCCCCCACGUUGGAGCUGACAGUCUACACUUUAACCUCAUUGUUUAUUUUAAACGUUUAAUUUGAAAUCCAAUAUGUUGGAGCACAUAGCCAAAACAACCGUGUCGCAGUCCAAAUACUUACGGACUGCAAGGUGUAUAAAACACGCUGUAAUAUACAAAGGAUGGAGAGAAAAAAACCUGUGACCUAUAUGACACGCAAUGUUCCAUGAAUAAGAAAAAAUAAUGGUCCUCCCACGAAAACGGCCGCCACCCCUAAUCAGACCACUGUGGAGCCGGGAGUGCAUGGAAUCGUCUGAAUCAACACCCCUAAACGUUGCUCCAGCCCCUGCUGCUGCCCGCUCCUUACCAGGAAGUACAGAACGACUUCCCCGCUCUCCGAUCGUAGCCUACGCGAUUCACACACCUACGUCUUAUUACUUAGUUGCAGUACAGUAUGCCGAAAUCUGUCAGAGAUCGCAUUAUGGCCGUGCUUGACACUCUUUCCAAGGAACAGUUACUUAUAUUUAAGCAUAAACUGAGUGAACUGGAUAUCAUCGGCUAUGGUCGAAUCGAAAAUGAGGGAACCGUGCAGAUCACGCAAAGGUUAGUUAGCAAGUUCACGGAAGCCCGUGCCAUCGCUCACACCGCAAAGGUCCUAAGAGCGAUUGAUCUACAGGACGAAGCGGACAGUUUAGAACAAGGUGAAAAUGACCGUGAAGGGGCCAAUGUCGCGACAGGAGCGGGAGCAGCAAGCCCGACUGCGGCGAGGGGAAACUGCGGAAGCGCCACGAACUGCAGCCCGAAACCGACGGAGGGCCAGCAUUUCGUGGACAAGAACCAUGUGGAACUGAUAACGAGAAUCACAGCGGUGAACCCCAUACUGGAUCGCCUCUAUAGAAAGAAACUAAUCAGCAUUGAAAUGUUCCGCCGGAUUACGGCUGAGAAAACGCCCGAAGACCAAAUGAGGAAGCUUUUGUACGACGUCAUUCUCCCGCAAGGAGAGGGGGCGAAAGAUGAGCUGGUUGCGAUUUUGGAUGAGCAACAGUCGUACAUCAUGGAAACGCUGAGAGGGAAGUGAACCCUCUUCUUUCACCUGCAUGCUUCCUGUGCACGGCCAAAGUGAUCGAUGUUUGUUGAACCAUAGCAUGGCGUAAAUGAGCGGAAAGGGGACAAAGGGUCUGAUUUACAUAUGCAAAAACUUUUAUCGCGCGCAAAACUGAUAACAAAACCAAUGACUGGUGCAAAACGAGUACCUUUAAGCAGUCACUGGUCAUGUUAUUGGUUUUGUGCGUGCUAACGGUCUUAAAUCUGGCCCCGAGUGUAUGGAGAUGAUUUAACACUUUCCCAGGAUUUGACUACACGUGGGACAUCUCCAGGGACGGGG
This is a messenger RNA of Anguilla anguilla (European eel), 1415 nucleotides long. RefSeq names its product apoptosis-associated speck-like protein containing a CARD. Bases 486 to 1109 code for a protein of 207 amino acids. The record is from RefSeq and is a predicted model, not a curated record. NCBI's taxonomy places the organism in Eukaryota, Metazoa, Chordata, Actinopteri, Anguilliformes, Anguillidae. The transcript has 3 exons. Gene Ontology annotation, biological process: regulation of apoptotic process.